Messenger RNA from Phoenix dactylifera (date palm), 1466 nucleotides. Its product is annotated as flavanone 3-dioxygenase F3H1-like. Lineage: Eukaryota; Viridiplantae; Streptophyta; Magnoliopsida; Arecales; Arecaceae. The record is from RefSeq and is a predicted model, not a curated record.
GUAGCUGCCGGGGUCCACGAGUGGUAGUUAGAGCUGCCAAUCUUCAUGGAUCCAACUUUAUAAGCUCACACAAUGGCCAAUGAUCUCCAAGUCACAUACAACUUGGAACAAUUCCGGUGUACAGAGGAGGAGGAGGAGGAGGAGGAGAAAGGGAGAGAAGAAAUGGCACCCGGCGCCGCACCAUUCCUUCCGACCGCCACCGACGAGAAGACACUAAGACCGAGCUUCGUUCGCGACGAGGACGAGCGACCGAAGGUGGCAUACAACCAAUUCAGCAACGAUAUCCCCGUGAUAUCGUUGGCUGGCAUCGACGACGAGGAAGGAGCGGGUGGCGAGAAGAGAGAGGAGAUCCGCCGCAAGAUUGUGGCGGCGUGCGAGGACUGGGGGAUAUUCCAGGUGGUGGAUCAUGGUGUUGAUGCGGAGUUGGUAUCGGAGAUGACUAGGCUUGCGAAGGAGUUCUUCGCGCUGCCGCCGGAGGAGAAGCUCCGGUUCGACAUGUCCGGGGGGAAGAAGGGUGGAUUCAUAGUAUCCAGCCAUCUCCAGGGAGAAGCAGUGCAAGACUGGAGAGAGAUUGUGACAUUCUUCUCACACCCGGUCGGAGCUCGGGACUACUCGAGGUGGCCGGACAAGCCGGAGGGGUGGAGAUCGGCCGUCGAUUCGUACAGCGAGAAGCUGAUGGUUUUGGCAUGCAAGCUUCUGGGAGUGUUGUCUGAGGCCAUGGGACUUGAGAAGGAGGCCCUGACCAAGGCUUGUGUGGACAUGGACCAGAAGUUGGUGGUGAACUUCUAUCCCAGAUGCCCUCAGCCAGACCUCACCCUUGGCCUGAAGAGGCACACAGAUCCGGGCACCAUCACCCUCCUAUACCAGGACCAAGUAGGUGGCCUCCAAGCUACAAAGGAUGGGGGCAAGACAUGGAUCGCCGUUCAGCCGGUGGAAGCUGCCUUUGUGGUGAACCUUGGGGACCAUGGUCAUUAUCUGAGCAACGGACGGUUCAAGAAUGCCGACCACCAGGCGGUGGUGAACUCGAAUUAUGAACGGCUGUCGAUCGCAGCAUUCCAGAACCCGGCACCUGAGGCUAUUGUGUACCCACUGGCGAUCAGAGAGGGAGAGAAGCUGGUAUUAGAUGAGCCCAUCACAUUCGCUGAGAUGUACCGAAGGAAGAUGAGCAAGGAUCUGGAACUUGCCAAGCUUAAGAAGGCCAAGGAGGUCGCAUCCCAGCACAAAGCUCUCAAUGAAAUCCUAGCUUAAUGCAAACAAAUUUUGUCUUCAUAUCUCUUUUAUGUUAUGUGGAAUGUUGUCAUAAUGUUCUUGUUUCCUUGAACUACAAGUUUUAAAUAUGCAGGGAAGUCAUGAUGAGCCAACAUUUUGAGCUGCUUAAUGCCUCUUGAUUUGGAAAAUCUGAGUGCUGCUGUUUGUAGCCUUUUGGCAUUUGCAAUGAAAUAUCUAAAUAUAAAAUUUUCAGAGUA